Messenger RNA from Megachile rotundata (alfalfa leafcutting bee), 3534 nucleotides. Its product is annotated as protein pangolin, isoforms A/H/I/S. Lineage: Eukaryota; Metazoa; Arthropoda; Insecta; Hymenoptera; Megachilidae. Gene Ontology annotation, cellular component: chromatin; beta-catenin-TCF complex. Gene Ontology annotation, biological process: regulation of transcription by RNA polymerase II; canonical Wnt signaling pathway. Gene Ontology annotation, molecular function: RNA polymerase II cis-regulatory region sequence-specific DNA binding; DNA-binding transcription factor activity, RNA polymerase II-specific. The record is from RefSeq and is a predicted model, not a curated record.
AACAUGUUGAGCCAGCCGGUGAUUUACGCUGGCGGCGGUAGAGGAUCCUUGACCGUCGACCUCUUUUUAUGGUGGUUCCAUCGGGAGUUCGCCGUCACGGCGAUGGCCAUGCAUCCCGACGGCGCUGUGUUGGUCGCGGAGAGCGCCGACUAUUUGCCACCCGAAGCCGAUUGCAUCGCCGCCGACGGUUUGGUCAGGUUAUUCGUGGUGCCCAAGGACUGUCUAGAAAUGAGGAUCGUCAUCAGAGAACUGAGAGUCAGACUAGCCAUCGGAGUGCUCUCCAGAGCUUCUUGCGGUGUUUAUUCUAAACUCUGCAACGCAUCCAACGAAACCGAUCUCCUAACCGCUUACCUGAAGAGGUUCACGUUGAAGGAGGCGUUCGCCGAUCUACAUCGUGCCUGGUUGAGUAUCAGAUCGGAGACGUUCGCCAGAAGCUGGACUUUGCCGCGCGAUCGCGAGGAAGCGUCCGGUAGCGCCGGUCCGUCUCUGUCCUCGCGUAUCCACGCGUCACCGGAAGAGGAAGAGGACCGGAUUCUGCUGAUCGAGCUGCAGAACGUGGCUCGGGAAGUGGGUCUGGAGGUCAACGACGAGGAGCUGAGCAGGUGGAUCCUCGACGAGGAGAGCGAACUGGCGCGAUGCGUUAGGAAGAAGGAGCUUGAAGAGGAUCAUUGCCGCGUGAAGAUCGAGGCGGAGGAGAAGUGGGCCGAUUACGAGGGCGCAGAACAGCAACAGGAGGAGGAUGAAGAGGAGGACAAAGAAGACGAGCCGACCGCGGAAGAAACUGUCGGUCUGCUGUCGAGGGUGCUGACUUGGAUGGAAAGGGAACCUCUCGAUCCGGGACUAUUACUCGCCGUCAGAUCGAUGCGCGAUACCGCCGCACUCAUGGCGAGCAAGAUGGGCCUUGCGGGGACGCAUCCGAGCGGGUUACCCUUCUUCUGCCCCAACGGGGACCAUCUGACCCAACCUCCACCUGCUCAUAUGGGAAUUCCACCUUAUGGGACGUUGGAUGCAGGCAAAGCUGCUGCAGCGGCUGGUCUGACGAGAGCACCGAUGUAUCCCUUCUCCACGGGUCAAUAUCCGUACCCCAUGCUUAGCCCGGAAAUGACGCAAGUCGCCACUUCCUGGCUAAACUCUUUGACAAGCAAUGGUUUCGUUUCCAGGCAUACACCAAGCAUGUACCCCAUUUCCCCGGCAAGCACUGGUUUUCGAAGUCCGUAUCCCACGAGUUUGCCCAUCACAAGUUCUAGUUUACCAAGUGAUCUGUACCGGUUUUCGCCGACUGGUCUGAUGCCUCCGCAUCCUGGACUGAGUCCGCACGCACACGCGUUGGCGUCCCACGCGUUGAUCUCCUCGGCGCCGAAAACGGAUCAUUCUACCUUGGAUCACAAUCACAGGUCUUCGGUAGAACAGAAGAACUCGACGUCGUUACCCACGGACAACUCGAAAGCUCAGGACACGGGGCAGCAGAACAAUCAAGAUAAAAAGAAACCCCAUAUAAAAAAGCCUUUGAACGCAUUUAUGCUGUACAUGAAGGAGAUGAGGGCGAAAGUCGUGGCGGAGUGUACCUUAAAAGAGAGCGCUGCCAUCAACCAAAUAUUGGGAAGACGAUGGCACUCGCUAAGCCGGGAGGAGCAGGCGCGGUAUUAUGAGGCGGCCAGGCAGGAGCGCCAUCUCCAUCAGCAACGAUACCCCGGCUGGAGUGCCAGGGAUAACUACGGAUACGGCAGCAAGAAGAAGAAGAGGAAGAAAGAACGGUCCGCAGAUCCCACCGGAGGUAACAACAUGAAGAAAUGUCGCGCCAGGUAUGGAUUAGACCAGCAAAGCCAAUGGUGCAAGCCGUGCAGACGUAAGAAGAAAUGUAUCAGAUACAUGGGGGAGGGAGGAGACGGCGACGGCGAAGCGGACGGCGAAGGCGAGGACGAUCACUCGGAGGACAACCUGGGCAGCGUGGGGGAGGCAGGCACUCCCGAGGAGGACGAGUCCCUGAGCAGUCCCGGGGGUUUGUCCGCGUUGUCUAGUCUGGCUAGUCCGUCACUGGUGUUACCGUCGCCCUCGAGCCUGGCCAGCCCGUGUCCCUGCCCUCUGACACCCCCGGUGCCGCCUCCGCCCUUGUCCAACCCGACCAGUCAGCCGCACAAUCAGCCGGUACAACCGCCGCCGCCCCACCGUAACCCGGUCGGCACGAAUCCCCACGACAUCAACAAUCCCCUUAGCGUGAACCAACUGACCGGACAGUGUAUAAAGAGUGAAGUGGUGUCGGCGCCGUCGGGCACGUCCAAUCCGGCGAUCAGUGUUACGUAGCCCCGGCCGGACCCACGUGACAAGACUGUUGCUACGCGCCGUGUCAUCAACAGGGUCCAUGUACGUGUACAGACGGCAAGCUGGACGAUAAUGGGGGUCACCGUCGUCGCCCGGUCUAGGGAGACGACGAAGGAGGAGGCGGUGGAGAGCUGGCUCCUCUUUGUUGGGAUCGUCGUGGGACAGAUCUGAACUGGAGGAUUUUGCUGGCCACUCGUCAGUCGCGAGAAGACGGACUUGGACGUCCAAGGUGACCACGAAGACAGCGAGAGAGGUCCUUCUCAGGCUAGGGUAGAAGUUCGUCAGGCGACCAAGAGGAUCGUCGAGGCUCCCGACGCGUGGAUACGAUUUGGAUCUACCACGCAGGGCUACCGGCGGAUAUCCUCGUGUCCAACCUCGCCGCGUUCGUUCGUCGGGACAGACCCAGUGUCCAGAGUCUUAGUAGCGAUAGGCAAGAAUCUGGGGACAUACGGACGUUCACGCGUGUUAACGAGCAGACGGACAAGCGAACAGCGAAAGCAAAGGCAAAAGAAACAUAUGAACAUACGAUGCAGAAAUACUCAGGACCAAGUGUCUGGCUGUAGUCACCCACUCGAGAGAGAAAGAUUGUCAGUUCGCGUGCUAGGUAGAUGAGAGAGACGCGUGGAGAGUGUGAGUGUGUGAGAGCGUGAAAGGAACGAAGAAAGAGAGAAUGAAACCGCGUAACAGGCUGACGAUAUGAAGGUGCGCGUGACACAGCUUGUAGUCCUUGUUACGUUGUGAUGCCAAUGACUGAGAGGUCAUGUUCCUGUGCCAGGUACUAUAUUCUAUAAAGUAAUUAUACCGCAGACGUAUAAACUAAAGGUAAAACGAGCAAGCAAGAUAGAGAGGGAGAGAAUGAACGAGAGAAUGUAAGAAUGAAAGGACAGUGACAAAGGAUGAUGAGUCCAAACGAGAACGAGACGUUUCGUCGUCAUUCAUUUGAUUCGACCUCACGAUGUCAGAAAUACCUAAUCUCCUGUAUGUAAUUUGUUAUUUUUUUAAAAGUCUAUACACCGUGCGAUUGAUUAGCGUGUAAGAUCCCUUCUGUCUUUUCGUUUCUUCUCUUUGCGAGAACCCGUGUCGUUUUAGAAAAUCGCCCUCAACGAAAUCCACCGCGUAACCGAUUUUAUCUGACCUUCGUCGUUAUAUCUUUACUCCCGAUUAGACUGUACGGCGUAACGCCAGGUGAACGUUUUGCGCAAUUGUUUUAAGCGG